Messenger RNA from Tripterygium wilfordii, 1239 nucleotides. RefSeq lists its product as uncharacterized. NCBI's taxonomy places the organism in Eukaryota, Viridiplantae, Streptophyta, Magnoliopsida, Celastrales, Celastraceae. Bases 1 to 1239 code for a protein of 412 amino acids. The transcript is spliced from 6 exons. The record is from RefSeq and is a predicted model, not a curated record.
AUGUUGUUCGAGUUUCUUCAAUCAACUACUCUUAAUGUUGUGGUCUUUCUUGUUCCUCUUGAGACGAAUCCAACCACCAGUAAUCUACCCAUCUUUUCAGUUGGAUCCUCUGAGAAGGGUGGAGUUACGAAUAGUGUGGCUAAUAAAGACAGAGCAAAGAAAGAGAUUGAGCAAGACAAAGCAAAGAAGGAGAUUGAGAAAGACAACAUUGCUUUGCUGGUCAUUCAAAUGACUAUCACUGAGGUAAUCUUUCUCAGAAUUUCAAAUGCAAUUUGUGCCAAGCAAGCUUGGGAUAUUCUCAAUACAAAAUAUCAAGGUCAUUCCAGAGUCAGAGUUAAGAAACUUUAUAGUCUCCGUAGGGAACUGAUCAAUUUGUUAAUGAAAGAGAGUGAGCUCAUUAAAGAUUAUUAUACUAGGGUUAUGGAUGUAGUGAAUCAUUUGAGAAUUUGUGGUAAGGAGAUGCCUGAUAAGAGAGUGAUUGAAAAAAUCCUUAUCAGUUUGACUUCUAAGUAUAACAAUAUUGUUACUACGAUGGAGGAAACUAAGGAUCUUGACAACAUGAUUGUUAAUGACCUUAUUGGUUCCCUGGAAGCUCUUGAGAUCCAUGUGAAGAUAGAAGGAUUACUUGAAGAUGCCACUGAAAGGAAGGGCAUUUGGAAGAGGCUUGCUGGAAUAAGACCAAACUUAUGUGUGCUUUCUGCAAGAGAGAAGGACAUGUUGAAGAACAUUGUUGGAACAAAGGGAAGCCACAAUGUAAAGCUUGUGGGAAGUUUGGACAUAUUCAGAAAGAGUGUAGAUCAAAAUAGAAGGAUAAGCAACAAGCAAACUUUGCUUAGGAUACUAGAGAUGAAGAAUAUCAGUUCAUGGCUUAGUUUUAAGACCACUGUUGUGCUAGGAAAUAGAGAAAUUGUGAAAGUGGAAGGGAAAGGGACAGUGUCUAUCAGCACCACAAAGGGCACUUACCUAAUUGGGGAUGUUAUGUAUGUUCCUAGGUUGGAUUCAAACCUUCUUAGUGUGGGACAGUUGAUGGAGAAAGGCUUCAUUCUUGUGUUUGAAGGUACUACUUGCAAAAUUCUUGACAAUAGUAAGAAUAAUCAACUGGUUAAUACAUCAAAAUUAGCUAUGAAAGCAACUAGUGAAGAAUCAGCUUUAUGGCAUCAAAGGCUUGGCCAUCUGAGUGAACAAAAUAUGAAAACAAUUCAUGAUAUUGGAUUAGUUGCAGACCUUCCAAAAUUCUAG